CUUUUAUGCCCUUAUCGUCUCAUCCCUUAUUAAUUUCCCGAAUUCCAAUCCCAUUUUGCUUUUUUCACACCAAAGCAAUAAUAGCAGAUCAAAUUUUCCCAAUCCCAAAUCCCAUUCCAAAGAACAUCGAAUUCACCUUUCUCUAAUAUGAUUACACAGAUCACCUGCGCAAGGAAAUGGAAAAACGCAUACAUAUAUGCAUACCUAUGUACCAGAGGAAGAGAUAGAGAAAGAGAUACAAAGAGAUGGAUAUCAAAUGGCAUCAACAGCAGGGAAUCAAGAAAGAACAGGACGUUUAUGUUCCCCAGAAAUCAUACGAUGAAGCUAACUCUGAUGUGGCUGAAGCUGCCGCCACCGUUGAGAUGAAAACUAAGUUUUUGGAGACCCUGAGGCAGAGAUUGAAAGCGCUGGAGGAAGAAGCUGAUACGCUUCGCCAAGCGAUGGCCAAGCAGGAGAGAGAGAUUCGCGUGGUCCAAGUUCCUCUCAGACAAAUGCCUCGAAUUGUCGUCACCAUUCUAAAACGAAUGGAUUUCGAUCGGACUCGUCAUCGCAGCUUAGAAGGUCAAACUGGUGGCUCUGCUGUGGCUGUUAAGGUAGAACCGAAGGUAGAGAUAAAGGAAGAGCCAAAGGAAGACAGUGACGCUCGUUCAAUAUUUGUUGGUAAUUGCAAGAAAGAAGUUUUAUCUGAUUCAUUUGAAGAAAUUGGAGGCAUUCCCGUUGUGGUUGACUAUGCAUGCACGCCUGAGCAAGUACAGCUUCAUUUUCAAUCUUGUGGGACCAUUAACAGGGUUACAGUUAUGACAGACACAUUUGGUCGGCCCAAAGGUUUUGCCUAUGUGGAGUUUGUGGAGAUUGAGGCUGUUCAAAAUGCUCUACUGCUGAAUGAAACAGAGCUAUGUGGUCGACUACUUAAGGUAUGUGUUAAGAGGACUAAUAUUCCUGGCAUGAAUCUGUAUCGUGGGUAUGGGAGCUUCCCGAGGUUUAAGCGUUCUGUGCACUACAAGCCAUAUUGAUGAAUCUUAUCUAAUUGUCAGCAUGCCAUCAGAUUGAUGAACUCUUUGCCUUUAUGCAUACAUUUACAUAUUUCAUAAAAUUUUUUCUUACUUUAAAGCCAUGCCUAAUGGAUUCGUGUUUGAUGAUUGAAACUGCUUUGCGACUUUAAUUGGUUGGACCCUGGAAUAAUAUUGCGCUUACAUUUUCAUAUAGGAAACGGAAGUGAAAAAACAAACAAACCUUGGUUUGUUUUAUUGUUAUCAUGUUGUGGCUGAGUUGUUUUCAACCGUUCAAUUUCUUAUGGUUGGUUUCUUUGCUACCAUCUAUUUUCUUACAUUUGUUUGCCCGCGACACAUGCUCGUAACAUGUUUU
Messenger RNA from Striga asiatica, 1365 nucleotides. The record is from the annotation of a GenBank genome assembly. NCBI's taxonomy places the organism in Eukaryota, Viridiplantae, Streptophyta, Magnoliopsida, Lamiales, Orobanchaceae.